Paramuricea clavata is the source of this 6298-nucleotide messenger RNA. The record is from the annotation of a GenBank genome assembly. Lineage: Eukaryota; Metazoa; Cnidaria; Anthozoa; Malacalcyonacea; Plexauridae.
AUGUCAUACGAAAUCGAUCGUGAAUACAUCUUCAGGAUCGUUCAUCUUGGCGACUCGCAGGAAUUUCUGGAGAUUUUAGACCGCGAUCACACGCUUAAUAUCAAUAUUCAAAAUGAAGCAGGCGAAUCGCUGUUGAUUCAUUGCGUAAAGCGCUUGAAAACAAAAUGGAAAGCUGUAUUCGGAGGUGAAUUUCGCACAAUAUGCAAAAUAUUAAUCAAACGAAAUAUAGACGUGAACUUGCAAGACGCGUCGGGUAAAACGGCCGCAAAUUAUGCAGCAGAGUUGGAGCAGUUGGACGUUUUGAAAUUGUUAAUUCUGAAAGGCGCACGUCUUGGUCGCGCUGUGCUGGACAGCGUGAUUGAUAAAGAAGACUGGAUACUAUCCAUUUGUGCAUCUUUUGCGAAGGACUCCGAACUUGAAAGUGGAGGGAACAGUGGCCAAGUAAGUCAGAUGUGGUGGGGGGAGGGGGGGGGGGGGUUGGUGGUUAUAAUUCCAUGAAGACACCAAUCCCCCGUGAAUACUGGUAACACGGUUCUUCCAUGGUUGUAUAGUUCCACAGUACUAUGUACUAUUUAAUUAAAACACGAGCAGGAGUACUUUAUCAGAUAUAAAAACACGAGGCGACAGCCGAGCGUCUCAUAUCUGAUAAAGAACGGACUGAGAGUGUUUUAAAUGGCUGAAGAACGGUCCAUCUUAUGAGUUCAUCGGCGAAGUAAUUUUAAAAAUCAACGUUGUCUAAGCCGAGAAAAUCAAAGCUAAAUGAUUUUGUAUCACAUAUAAAACCAUUUUUGAUUUGUCACAAUUCAUUUACAUACAAACUCAAGAUUGGUUACUGACACUAGUACAGAACAUGCACAAAUACAACAUUGGUGCGACUGGAGAGAGGAACAGGACUUGCGUCCAAAUUGACACCUUUGUCUUUUCAAUAAUUCAUGGGAAUUAUUGAGUUUUUAAAUACCAAUAGUACUAUGGUACUGUGGUACUCAGUGUACUCUGGUACACGCGAUAUUAGUGUUCUACGGUACCGGUGUACUACAGUACUAUGGUACUACGACACUAUGGUAAUAUGGUAACUACGACACUAUGGUAAUAUGGUACUACGGUACUGGUGUACUACAGUACUAUCAUGGUACUACGACACUAUGGUAGUAGAGGUUCAGAUUUGACUUCCAUUACCGCUAUCACAACCUCUCACUGGCUAAGUUUGCAUCUGAUUGGUUAAUCGAAAAUAUCAAAAGCAUCUGAUUGGUGAAUUAAUAGUCCCUUAAUGAUAGUCGUAGUCAAACCUAUCUAAUAUGGUACUCCGGUACUAGUGUACUCCGGUACUGGUGUACGUACUCCGGUACUUUGUACGUACUCCGGUACUAAGUCUAUGAUGGUACUAGUGAACUGGGGUACUACGGUCUACGGUACCAUGCUGGGUCAAUGGUUAGUGCAUAUACUUUUCACCUCGACGAAUGCUUAAGAAGUUAAUUAAGAUUGACGCUUUCCCUGUAAACCGCAAAACACGGAUGUCUUAUUACUCUUAUAUAAACUCACUUCGGUUUUAACGGCUUAUUGACCGAGCGUGAGGUCUGUACUGUGAAAUAUCAGACCGAGGUUCUUUAGUAUGGACCGAGCGACGAAGGAGCGAGGUCCAUGCAAAAAAACAGAGGUCUGAUAUUUCACAGUACAGACCGAACAAGCGAGGUCAAUAAUCGGUUUAUUAUAUGGCUGCAGAGUUUUCAAGCUAGCUAUACUUGGAAAAUGGGAUUAUACCAUUCAGUGCAGUGAAGAGCAUUGGCGUAUGUCACGAAUCUCAAGAUCGUGUUCUAGUAAAACGUGAAACCCCCCAGCGAUCUUAAAAGUCUCUAAUGUCUUCUGACCAACUACCCUUACUCUAACACUAUGAAGAAGAGCUUAGAACUGAUAAAGUUAUCCAGUACAAAUAAAUAAAGUGUAGUUUUGCUGUAGUUUAUCAGGGCGCUGUAACACUCAGCCUCAGGGUGUUUUAAUAUAACGCCCUGAGUUUAUAUUGUGUCUGAACGACCUGGAAUAUAAUAAAAAGGGCUUGUGUGUAUACACCUUAUUCAUAAUUCGCAAUCAGGUCUCGUAUCCUAGGAAACGGGAACUUGAAAGUCAGUUACUUCGUUUCCUAGGAUACGGGAUCCUAAUUGCGAAGUUGCAUGACAGUCGAUGAGAGUGGACUGGAUAAUACUGCGCGCAUAGUGAGAACUGUCAUCAACUCUCAUCACAAUUUCAAAAAUUCCUACAAAGCUUCUACACGAUAAAAAACGUUCGACAAAACUUCGGACUUUCGCCCCCUCUCAAUAUAUCUAUAUAAUGCUCCCUAACUAAAACUUUUAUAUUAGAAAACAUUUACAUAGGUUACAGACUUGCCAACCUAUCCCAAGCCAAGAAAUCUACAAUUUUCUUCCCCAAAACAUAAUGAAACAACAUACAUUGCAUUUUCCUCAUCGAACAGUAGUUUGAAAGUCCACGUGCGCACAUAAUUUCAGUGUUACCACGUGCGCACAUGAUUUCAGUGUUAUACACGUAAAAACGCACAAGUUGUUACAGGUCUGCAAACAAGUUGUUACAAAUCUGUUCACAAGCUGUCAACUUGUUAUUUUCGCACUGCUUGUUCCCAGUUGUUGUAACAAGUUUGGAACAAGCUGUUAACAACUUGUAACAAGCUUGAUGGCACUAUCAGACUUGUUGCAAGUUGUUCUAACAAGUCUGAUACAGUCAUGGUAUAACAAGUAAGUUACACAAGGUUGACGACACAAGGUUGUAACAAUAUUGUUAUAUCAUGACUGCAUCGGACUUGUUGCAACAACCUUGCAACAAGUCUGAUAAUAUCAACAAGGUUGUUACAAAUUGUUAACAGCUUGUGACAAGCAGUGCGAACACAACUUGUUGACAAACUUGUUACAAGAUGUGAGAUUUUUGCGUGUGUACCACGUGCGCACAUAAUUUCAGCGUUACCACGUGCGCACAUGAUUUCAGUGUUACCUCUCAGUUUUGAACCUUUCUCAUAUCGUUUGAAAUUCAAUGUCUUCAAAAAUAGCCGAUAUAGAUUUUCGUGACGGCUAUUCCGCUACAGGCCACUGCCUUUGUGGGAAAAUCACAUCAUUCUAAGUGAAAGAUCUCUAAAUGUGACGAUGUCAGAUUUUUAGAACAAGAAAUUUUUUUAUGAGAUUGUGGUCAAAAUGUGCUCGACUCACACUCUCACGGCAGAACCUUGCCAAGUCUGAGCUUCCAUUCAUUUGCAGGUUACUCGAGGAGAAAAGGUCAAGUUGAAGCUCUUCCAUCGUCUUCUAGCAUCAAAAUAUCUUUCAACCAUUCGAUGGAUGUGCGAGUUAUUUCCAGAAAUGAUCGAGAAGAAGAACGAAGAUUCCUUAACAGCACUACAUAUUGUAGUAAUGGAAAAUAACGUAGACGCUUUGAAGAUUCUCCUGGAAUUUCAGACAAAUGUGGAAGCGGUGGAUAGCAAGGGACACACCGCACUUCACUUUGCUGUUGGUAAGUUGGGUUUAUUGGCAUCGCCCACUAUUAAUACAGCUAAUUCAAAAAAGGUUAUCCUUUGCAAACCUUAAACUCUAAACCUUAAACUCAAAACGUGCAUAGCAUAAUGGCAGCAUCAUUUAAUCAGUUUAGAAAUCAUAUAUGGGCCCAUUUCUUAGAAACAUGGUAAAUAUCUCCUUACGUGAACAAUUCAUUCACUCAGCUAGCCAUGGUCAAACUAGGAAACAUUGUUGCGGAAACAUUUGUGAUUCUCGAUGUUUCCUCAAAUGUUUCCAUGUUUGCCCACCCGUGGAAACAUUGUUGCGGAAACAAAAUUUGCUUCCCGGGAAGCAAAAAUGUUUCCUACAAACUUCAGAAACAUUUGAUGUUUCCCUAUGUUUCUCACUAAUGUUUCCUAGUGUUUGCCCACUCUGGGAAAUAUGGCGAAACAUUGGUAGGAAACAAUGUUUCCGCAACAAUGUUUCCUAGUUUGCCCAGGGCUUAUGUUUCUCACUAAUGUUUCCUAGUGUUUGCCCACUCUGGGAAACAUUGGCAGGAAACAAUGUUUCUACAACGUUUCCUAGUUUGCCCAGGGCUUUGGUUAGAAGUGACACUGGAAUCGCAGGGCUUCUGCCAGAGGGCCAAAGUUGCAUUUUUCGCAGUUGCUAAAAUUGUUUAUAAUCUUCCACUUCAAAUUUCCAUGUAGAAAAACCCUUCAACUUUUAGUUGUAGGGUAAAACGCACACGUAAAAACGCACAAGUUGCUACAGGUCUACAAACAAGUUGUCACAAGUCUGUUCACAAGCUGUCGACAAGUUGUGUUCGCACUGCUUGUUCCCAGUUCUUGUAACAAGUUUGUUAACAACUUGUUACAAGCUUGAUGGCAUUAUCAGGCUUGUUACAAGGUUGUUCUAACAAGUCUGAUACAGUCAUGAUAUAACAAGCAUGCUACAAGGUUGAUGACAGAAGGUUGUAACAGUAUUGUUAUAAUAGUUUUGUUUGUGGAAACACCACGUAAAUUUAUUACUGCAAAGCUUUCGAUCCGUAAGCCCGGAUCUUCAUCAGUGCUAAUAAUAUGAAAUAAACAUAUUAUUAGCACUGAUGAAGAUCCGGGCUUACGGAUCGAAAGCUUUGCAGUAAUAAAUUUACGUGGUGUUUCCACAAACAAAACUAUUAUAUUUUAUCGCCAUGCAAACAUACAAAGAACGCCUGACAUUUCAGGCUACUGGCUACGCGGUCAGGUCGGUUCGAGUACACACGUAAAAUUAUCUCACAUCUUGUAACAAGUCUGCCAACAAGCCGUCAACAAGAUGUAUUCGCACUGCUUGUCACAAGUUGUCAACAGGUUUGGAACAACUUGUUGACAACUUGUAACAACCUUGUCGAAAUUAUCAGACUUGUUGCAAGGUUGUUCUGACAAGCCCGUUACAUACUUGAUAUAACAAGAUUGUUACAACCUUCUGUUGACAACCUUGUAACAUCCUUGUUAUAUCAUAGCUGUAACAAACUUGUUAGCACAGUCUUGUAACAAGUCUGAUAAUGCCAUCAAGCUUGUUACAAGUUGUUAACAGCUUGCUCCAAACUUGUUACAACAAAAUGGGAACAAGCAGUGCGAACACAACUUGUUGACAGCUUGUGAACAGACUUGUAACAACUUGUUUGUAGACUUGUAACAACUUGUGCGUUUUCACGUGUGUAUGUGAUAUUUCGGAACAGAAUCUAGUUCCUUCGAUGUCAAUUUUUUCUAGCAUUUUUCAAGCUAGCCCGGUGUGGAUAUACACUCAGAGUAUAAACAUCACAAGCAUCAUAUUCACCUGAGUACAUUACACCAACACAGAAAAAAUCAAUAUCAACAAAGUUGUUACAAGUUGUCAACAGUUUGUUCCAAACUUGUUAACAACUUGGGACAAACAGUGCGAAGACAACUUGUAAUCUUGGCAGACUUGCUACAAGAUGUGAGAAUUUUGCGUGUGUAUUAGCUUUACACUAUAAAAGUUCAAUGUGAUCACAGUAGGAAUUUUGCAUAGGUAUAUUCUAAGUUUUUAAAAAUUCCAAGAAAUGUUUGAUGGAACGGACUCUGUCUAAUACUGAGUCAACAACAACAACAACAACAACAACAACAACAACAACAACAACAAAUUUUAUUUACCUACAUAUAAACAGUUACCGAAAAUUUUAACAAGUUUGAUAUUUAAAAGUGUAGAGGUACUGGCUUCCUAAAAUAACUAAAAAGCUAAAAACGUCGAGUCAGUUCCUUUUAAGCUACGGAUACAUGGGCAAUACUUUUCUGGCGAUGGCAAUGCAAUGGUGGUAAAAUCGUUGCAUUGCCGUCGCGAGAAAGAAAUUGCUUGUGUAUCAUGCUCUGCGACGGCAACGCAAAGCUGCGCGCAAUCGUUGCCGAAAUUUCAAAUCAUUUGAUUUUCGGCAAUGAUUGCCGAAAAUUGGGAGGUGUGGUCAAGGAAGGUCAAGGUUGAUGAAUGACACGUUUCUUGACCAGCCAAUGAAAAGCGUUAUGAAGACAUAUAUUGCAGGUGAAAUAUUGCAGGUGUAGCCACCUUGUGUGACGGCAACGCAAUGCUGUUAUCACCCAUUGCGUAACCAUCGCAGCAGAAAUAUUGCUCGUGUAUCCGAAGCUUUACCAAUCCUUCAAAUUUACCCAUGCAAAAUAGCCAAAAUUCCUGCGAUCACAGAAACUUUGAUAGUGAAAACCAAGCCUUAAUACCAUAAGGCAACCUCGUCCAUAAAUGCGCUCAUUUAUACAAGAGACGGAUCAACCGUGAAGACUCUGGAUCCUUAUGACGAAACUAGUUAA